UCCCUUUCUUCUGUGUCUAUAAGUUAACCCCAAUUAGCCAAAUAAACAAGCCAAUAUACAUGUCCUGUGUAGAUAAUUACCCGAGGCGUAUACACAACCCGAUACACUGAUUGCCUUUAGACUGUGUGACGUCACAGACACCUGUCAUCGAUGUCUGCAGACGACUGUUGGUGCACUUUCAGGUGUUGUCAAUUACCGUGUAUUGAGAUGGGUGCAAUUUAACCGCGGCAUGUGUGAUAUUUACAUGUUUCAGGCCCUCUUUAAUCGAGCCUGUUCAUGGACAGCUUUGUGAAGUGCAAUCUACUGUCCUACCCCUUAGCAUUGGUUUGUCAGAACAUACAGGAGCUGGCCAGGCACUUUGGUGUAGAUAUGGAGCAGUGCCGCAGCCACUGGCACCAGGUACGUGCCAGUUUAGAGGGGACUGAUCAGUCAGCCGACCAGACCAUGACCUGGAUUACUGGCAACCUUUCUACCAGUCAUCCAGCUCUUUACAGAAUUGCUGCUGUGGGUCUCCUCCUCCCAACCUCUACUGCAGAUUUUGAGCGAGGAUUCAGCUGCCUGAAGAGAGUUAAGACUGAAAACAGGAAUUGUCUCUCUGUUAAAGUUCUAAACUAUCUUCUUGCCGUCUCCCUUUAAGGACCCCCAUUAGAAUCUUUCAACUUUGAGAAGGCAGUCAAGGCAUGGAAGGACAACAAACCUAGAAGACAGGCCCACUUUUAAUGAUGUUAAUGAAGAAAAAACAACUGAAAUAUACUCAUUUAAAUGGGACACACACAUACAUAUAAAUGUUGAUCACAUGUUGUGAACUUGUGUUUAUAUAUAAUUGUUUAUUUAUUUGAAUUGUUGGAAAUGGAAAAAGUAAAUAAUAAAAAUUAAGAAAAUGUU
This is a messenger RNA of Ruditapes philippinarum (Manila clam), 885 nucleotides long. RefSeq lists its product as uncharacterized. Gene Ontology annotation, molecular function: protein dimerization activity. The coding region runs from base 277 to 636 and encodes 119 amino acids. The transcript is spliced from 3 exons. NCBI's taxonomy places the organism in Eukaryota, Metazoa, Mollusca, Bivalvia, Venerida, Veneridae. The record is from RefSeq and is a predicted model, not a curated record.